AUGACAGCCGCCACCCGACGCGCCACAGCGCCCGCGCCCCGCACGGAUCAGACUGAACAGGACGCAUUGACUCGAGCGUUCCCACGCCGAGCUACGGCUCCGAGCACCUUCGAGUCGAGCGGACACCGGCGGAGGUACACGCUGUUCCAGACGCAGUCCACACGGAUACCAUUGCAGCUGACGGCUACAUCGCCCUCCCGGAUGGCACUGGAGCCAGGUACGGUCGAGGGCUUUCGGCAUUUGGCCCAUAGCAUCGUGUCGAGGACACUGGCGGUCGAGUGCGAGUACGCCCGACGCGGGCGACCGGAGCAAGCGGAAAGCGACUGGAAGCUGCACAAGAAGCACAACCACCUGGUUGUCUACAAGCGCCGAAGAGUCCAACGGGUGGCUCCUUUGGACCAGCCUCGAGGGGCGGCAACGUCGUCGUCGCUCGAGAAACCGCCGACCGUCCUCUGCGUCGGGUCGGUCGAAGGCACGAUCGAAGACAUUCUCUACGGCGUCCACGCCAAGACGCGGCGGGAGGUGGGGGCGACCAUGGCGUUCCUCGGUCGGACCCCUCUCGACUGCGACGUGCUGGCGGUCCUCGAACGCGGCACCGACGCGGACCCGUUCCGUCACCUGUCGGUCAAGUACCUGCUCACGGCCAUCUGCGGCGACACGCGCGUCGUGAACAAUCGCGACGUCUGUGCGCUCGAGUCCAUGGGCGUCGGCCACGACGCGCAAGGUGAGCGCUAUGGCUACUACCUCCUUCGGAGCAUCAGCGUGCCCGAGUGCUCGCCGCUACCUGAAGACAGCGGCGUCGUGCGCGCAAGUGUCACCAUGUGCUGCAUCUACCGACAAGGCCCAGGCACUACUGUCCACGUGUACAGCAAAGCCAUGACCGACCUCGGCGGGGCGCUCCCCGGGUUCAUCGCGUACGACGCCGCCGCCGACCUCCUGCUGUCGAACGCCGAGGCCGUGAACAGUGCGACAGCGAAACGCCUCACGGCUCUAGCGCUUCGGCACGCGCGGUUCCGACCGUCCAAGGCGGAAGAGGCCGAGGACCUUACGGCUUCGUCGACCUCAGAGCUGCCGUCGAACGCAUCGCCAUGCGCGAAACCGUUUGACAUGCAGAGCCCCACGAGUCCGUCGUCCACGGCGCCGACCGUCGUAAGCGACGCACACGCGACAGCGGCGCACAAGCCACUGGUCCAGCCCUGCAGCGUCUGUGGCAAGAAGCCAAUGAUGGCGAGGCUCGUGCACUCGAGCCAGCGCACCUGUGGCGUGUGCGACCACUACGUCUGCAGCAAGUGCAGCGUCAAGCAGAUCUUGUACGCUCGGCUGGAACCCGUGGCCGUCGCUUGCUGCAAAGCCUGUCUUCUUGCAGCCAAGCAACUGGUAGUGGACCCCCGCGACCCGUUCCCCAUGGUCGGGUAUCAAACACGCUAG
Hyaloperonospora brassicae is the source of this 1428-nucleotide messenger RNA. The record is from the annotation of a GenBank genome assembly. Lineage: Eukaryota; Oomycota; Peronosporomycetes; Peronosporales; Peronosporaceae.